GCCCCCACCCUGAGGCGGCAGCAGCCCCGCCCCGCCGCCACCUGCCGCCCUGGGCCCGCGACACCACCUCUGGGGCGCCCCAGGCCCGUCGCGGCCUACCCCAGGGGCCGAGCCGGGGACUGGAGUAGCGGCCGCAGCCGCCCCCAGGAAGGGGCUGGAGCGGGCAGAAGGAGGAGGGCGGACGGGAGCUGUUCAAACGGGGAAGGCGGGAAAGCUGCGGGGCCGGGAGGGGGCGUGCGGCCGCCCCGGGGGCCUGCGGACCCGGGCCGCCCCUCCCCCUGCCCGGGCCGUCUCCGCCCUCGGGGGCGCCGUAAGGCCGCCGGGGACGCGGGAACCCGGGUCCAGGUCGAGCUGUGCGGCUCGGAACCCGCGAUGCGGGGGUCCCUCGGGCUGUCAGGGGGAAAGCGCUCGUGGCCGUGGCCACGGGAGGGCUGGGGCCGCGGCUGGCAGGAGAAGAUUGUUUUGAUGGUGAUCAUACCUUUGAGGACAUAGGACUUGCAGCUGGCCGAAGCCAACGAGAGAAAAAACGUUCUUACAAAGAUUUUUUAAGGGAAGAGGAAGAAAUUGCUGCUCAGGUCAGGAAUUCUUCCAAGAAGAAGUUGAAGGAUAGCGAACUUUACUUCUUGGGGACGGACACACACAAGAAGAAGAGGAAGCACUCCUCUGAUGAUUACUACUAUGGAGGACAGUGGUUCUUGUUCUGAGUGCCGAUAAACCAGUGUGAAGGAGGAGAGAGGUGGAGGGCUGGUAUUUUGGAGGAUUCAGCAUAGAAGAACAGUCUGCAUUUGUGAUACACCAGACAUUUCGUCUUUGGAAUCGUCACAGAAGAAAAAGAAAAAGUCCAGCCCACAGUCUACCGAUACAGCUAUGGACCUGUUGAAAGCUAUCACUUCCCCACUGGCAGCAGGCUCCAAGCCCUCCAAAAAGACUGGGGAGAAAUCCUCUGGCUCUUCAAGCCAUUCGGAGAGUAAAAAGGAGCACCACAGGAAGAAAGUCAGUGGAAGCAGCGGGGAACUACCCCUGGAGGAUGGUGCCUCCCACAAAUCCAAAAAAAUGAAACCUCUGUAUGUGAACACAGAGACACUGACCCUUCGGGAGCCUGAUGGUUUGAAAAUGAAACUUAUUCUUUCACCAAAGGAGAAGGGAAGCAGCUCUGUUGAUGAGGAAUCUUUUCAGUAUCCCUCUCAGCAAGCAACUGUGAAAAAAUCCUCAAAGAAAUCAGCUCGGGAUGAGCAGGGUGCUUUACUCCUAGGACAUGAGUUACAGAGCUUUCUGAAAACAGCCCGGAAAAAGCACAAGUCAUCCUCAGACCCACAUUCAUCUCCUGGCCCUGAAGGCUGUGGGUCUGAUGCCUCCCAGUUCCCAGAGUCCCACAGUGGUAACCUUGAUCUUUCAGGGCUUGAACCUAUUCUGGUAGAAUCAGACUCAUCCUCUGGUGGGGAACUAGAGGCUGGGGAGUUAGUGAUAGAUGAUUCUUACCGGGAAAUCAAGAAGAAAAAGAAGUCAAAGAAGAGCAAAAAGAAGAAAGACAAGGAGAAGCAUAAAGAGAAGCGACACUCCAAAUCCAAGAGAAGUUCAGGACUUUCUGCUCUGCCAGUGGGAGAGGUCACAGUGACAUCUGGCCCUCCUCCCAGCAUCCCAUACGCUGGAGCAGCAGCACCUCCCCCGCCACUUCCUGGCCUCCACACAGAUGGGCAUAGUGAGAAAAAAAAGAAAAAAGAAGAGAAGGACAGAGAGAGAGAGAGAGGAGAAAAGCCAAAAAAGAAGAACAUGUCGGCCUACCAGGUGUUCUGUAAAGAGUAUCGCGUGACCAUUGUGGCUGACCAUCCAGGUAUAGAUUUUGGGGAACUUAGUAAAAAACUGGCUGAGGUGUGGAAGCAAUUGCCGGAAAAAGACAAACUGAUUUGGAAGCAAAAAGCUCAGUAUCUGCAGCACAAACAGAACAAAGCAGAAGCCACAACUGUGAAAAGGAAAGCAUCCAGCUCAGAAGGUUCCAUGAAAGUCAAAGCCUCUUCUGUAGGAGUACUGUCACCCCAGAAGAAAUCCCCACCCACCACCAUGCUCUUACCAGCCUCACCAGCCAAAGCCCCUGAGACAGAGCCCAUUGAUGUUGCUGCUCAUCUUCAGCUGUUGGGAGAGUCCCUAAGCCUCAUUGGACACCGUCUGCAGGAAACUGAGGGUAUGGUGGCUGUGUCUGGCAGUUUGUCAGUGCUUCUGGAUUCCAUUAUCUGUGCCCUUGGCCCCUUGGCAUGUCUCACCACACAACUACCUGAAUUGAAUGGCUGUCCCAAACAGGUCUUGUCAAACACACUAGACAACAUUGCUUACAUCAUGCCUGGACUGUGACAGCAAAGAAUCCUGGGACAGAAACCUUAUCCUACACCAUUGCUGGUUUGUGUAUAUAUGACUGUUCCAGAUUCCUUCACUGGCCUCUGGGUGUAGGUUUUAAAUUUUUAUAUCUAUACAUACAUAUAUACAUAUAUAUAUAAUGUACAAUAUAUACAUAGGACUGUAACUACUUUGCUUUUAAUAAUUUUAUGAAAUGGCAAAGGUUUAGCCAAGAGGAAAGUUUGGCAUGAAUACAGGCUUGGGAUUCUUUUUUCUCCUGUGGUGGAUAAAUCUGCCUUAAAAAUUAAUGUAACUUGGGGGUUGGGGGCUUGUUCUGGGUGCCAAGCGCAUCUCUUUAUGGACAGCUAAAAUGUGAUUAUUUUCCAAACUCAGUUGGACCUCCAGACCCAUCACUGACCAUUUGCCUUACCUGUCUUAGUCUGAAAUAUGUAAUAGGAAAGAUAACGGGAAAAUGCCAGUUGACUGAAAAUUCAAAGCCUUUCAAUUUGAAGUGACCUAGGUGGGAGGUGAUAAAAUUUGUUCCCAUUAUAGUUAUGAAGGUGGCUUAGGUGAAUUGAGUAGGGGGUUCAUUCCAAUUCCUACUGUAUAGGUGUCCAUGUCUCAAAAUUUAUUGUAAUCAUUGGUACCAUUGGCGGCCUCAACAGAGGCCAAGGAGUUCUGUGAGCCCUGGCAGCAAAAAACACCUUGGAGGGUGAAGCUGUCAGUGCCAUCAGUUGACCUCCAUACAUUCUGAGCUAACCCAGAAUAUUUAGUAUGCAGAACUAAGAGCUAGUGUCUUUCACUGGCGGCAUGAAGUUAACCACCAAGUCCUCACAAGCCGUGCUGCUUAGUUACUUGGUGGUUAUGGAUAAACUUUGCCCAGCAUGAUUUUUGGAUUCAUCUUAUCGGUUCCCCUGGCGGGCAGAUACACAGUGUUCUGCAUUCCACAUGUAAGUGAAUUGCAAAAACAGAACAAAACUCACUCUCUUGUAGGUUUAUUUAUGUGUGUGUGAAUGUGUAUUUUAAUUAUGUGUAUUUAACUCUUUAAAAUCUCUUAGAUUUUAAUUUAUCCUGUAAAUUUCUGUAUAUAUAAUUUAAUAACAAAAGCCUCCACCAGCAACAGCAUGUGGAAGAUGCAGAUUUGUCAUUUCUCCUUCCUUCCCUCCCUUCCUUCCUUCUUUCAUUCUUUCCUUCCUUCCUUCCCUCUUUCCUUCCUUCCUCCUAA
Messenger RNA from Chlorocebus sabaeus (green monkey), 3553 nucleotides. The record is from RefSeq and is a predicted model, not a curated record. Lineage: Eukaryota; Metazoa; Chordata; Mammalia; Primates; Cercopithecidae.